This is a messenger RNA of Ceutorhynchus assimilis (cabbage seed weevil), 2842 nucleotides long. The record is from the annotation of a GenBank genome assembly. NCBI's taxonomy places the organism in Eukaryota, Metazoa, Arthropoda, Insecta, Coleoptera, Curculionidae.
GGCAGCUGAGAAUAUAAAACGAAUAAUCUAUUCUGUGUAUAGUCAGUUGAAUACUUUACGGUGGAACAUUGACGUUCAGCGUUCCUACUUUUGUUUGUUUUUUACUAGUUUUUUUUUAAGAAUCAAAGUGCUCCGACAGUGUCAUUUAUACUUGAAGGUACUUGCGAUAAAUUGUAAGUGCACAUUUUUUCACCUCAAACUGGCCGCUGAGGAAGGAAUGAGAUUGACCAAAGACUGUCUAGGACUUCGUGUUCGUCUUAACAGCCUGCAUCAAAAUUGGAAGUGGUUGCAUCAAACUCCCAGUGUACACGACUUUCUUAUUUCUCUCAGCUCAGCUUCUAAAAACGCCUGUUGGAAACCUGCUCUGAAACCAGUGUUCCAGUAGCUCAGUAGCUGCUACCUAUGCUGCUACUCUAGGGCACAACACCUACCAAACAAUAUUGCCAAAUAUCUGUGUUUUUAUCCUAUUUUAUUUAUAAUAUAGACUUUUUUCGAAAGAAUCAGAACAAAAUGGCAUUCAUGCAACAUUUUUGCAAUAGAAUCACUUCAAAACUUACUCGCCUUAAUGCUCGAUCUUUAUCAAGGGCCAACAUAACUGUAGAGAAUGAUUUAAAAAAAUCUGUGCUUAUUUCACAAUCUACUGAUAUUUAUACCAACUUGGCUUUGGAAGAGUGGAUUUUUAAAAAUUUCAACCUUGAGAAGCACCAUAUACUCAUGCUUUGGAAAAACGAUCCGUGUAUAGUUAUUGGCAGGAAUCAAAAUCCUUGGUCAGAAAUUAACUUUUCUGAUUUACAAAGUCUUAAAGAGGGUGGUGUUAACAUUGCUAGAAGAAGCAGCAGUGGAGAAACUGUCUAUCACGAUCAUGGGAAUUUGAAUUUGACAUUCUUCACUCCAAAGGAAAAAUAUGACUUGAAAAAAAAUAAUCAGGUGGUUGUGAAGAGUAUAUUCAGGGAGUUUGGUUGCAGCGUUGAUAUAGGAAUGGACAAUCAUCUUCUGUUGGGGAAGAAAAAACAAGUCUCAAAUAAUGCAGCAAAACUGGGAAGAGAAAAUGCCUACCAUAAUAUAUCACUGCGAGUCCAAUGCAGUAAGAUCAACCGGAAUGUAGCACUACAAAAACGUGAUGUUCAUAUACAAUCCAGCACUAAACACUCAGUCCCAUUAUCAGAAAUGAUGAACCUGUGCGAAGAAACUCCUGAUGUAACUGUGUCAACCCUCGUAAAGGCAGUUGGCUGGGAAUUUUUAAGAACAAAGGGUAUUAGUGGCAAAGAUGGGGGAAUGGAGCUCGCCAACAAACAACAAGGCUUCCAUAUGGUUAAUCCAACCGAGUACUGGUUCCCUGGCAUACAGGAAAUCCGGGACAAAUACAACAGCUGGGAAUGGCGCUACGGCAAAACUCCCAAAUUUACCAUCGCCCAAAAUUUCGCAGUACCAACAGGACUCCUGCAUACUAAUGCAGGCGCUUCUGCUAGUUUGAAAGUGACUAUGACAGUGGAAAAUGGAAGAAUUUCUGAUAUAACCAUCUUCGUCCCACAGGAAUUAAAUUCGCUUGGAUUUACUGGCGAAGCUAAAGUAUUUCAUGGUUUAAAAGGGAAGAAAUUUACUGCACAAGCGUUUGAAGACUUAGAAGAUUCCUUGGGCUCUCUUUUAAAUGAGAAAGACAGAUUUUUUACGGAAUGCUUGAAACAGGUAAUGACCAAUGCCUAAAUAGGAUUUUUUCCAUAAAUAUAAUAAUAUGAUAGCAAUAAUUGUUAUGUAGAGUUUAGUAUCCCGGGAUCGGUCGCUACCCUUCCUAUAACGCGAUCGGUCGCGUGUUAGAUUUUAUCUAACACUAAGCCCCAGUUAUACAAUCUCGGUUCAAAACGAAGUUCAACUGACCUCGACUGGUACUUGAGCUUUUCCAUUUAAAAACAUUGCUGUCAGCUAUUAAUCAAAUUCUAUCAAUUUUGACAGCAAUGCAUUUCAAAUGAUGUUCAAGUACCAGCCAAGUUUGGGUGAAUUCUGUUUUGAACCAAGAUUGUACAACUGGGCCUAAAAAAAAAUUUCGGAAUCAAAACGUAAACUUAAAUUUGAUAAAUGCAAUUAAGUCUUGGUAUUUCAAUCGUAGUUGGUCGCGUAGUUUUUUUUCUAACAGCUAAGUGUACGUUGAGGUCGUGUUAGAUUUUAACUAACAUCUAAGUCAUCUUUCCGAUAUGGCUGACCCUUCUGAGUCAGCUAAAUGCCGAUUUGCCAUGAGCUUACAUAGGACCUCUUCCAGGAAUUUCAGGAGGGCGAAUGAACUAACGCCACUAUUUAAAGUUUUAUGUGCAUAAAACUAAAAGUGUUACAUUUUUUCUAACACCGCGACCGAUCCCGGGGUAUAAAUAAUAACAGUGAUGUUGCUUGAAACAUAAUCAUUGUUUAAAUAAUUUCGAUGUCUAAUGUCUACAUUCAAUUUUUUGAAUUUAAUUAGAUACUUGUUGAUAUCAUCAUUGAACAGUUACAUUUUUCUUUAGAAAUAAAAUUAUUUUCUUUUUUCUUUAUUUACAUUAACCGCAGAUUUGAUACGUGCAGAAAGAUGAGUAAUUAUUUCAGGAUACAACAUCGAAAGAAUUUUUACGAAUUUAAUUUUAAGUUUCAACCGCAUAGUACCUGUGUGGCUAUCAAGCAUUAUUCAUGUCACUAUUACCAAGUAAUUUUUUCUCAUAUAGUUUUCACCUAUAAGGCUUUUCGUUGAUAGGUUAUUAUGUAACUCACAAUAUUGUUUCGCAGAUGUUGUGCCUUAUUUUUUAGGUAUUACCUUAUUGUAGCUGUGGCUGUAGCUUAGUUGUAGCUUAUAUUCUAAUAAAUAUAAAAUAUUGUACUA